CGCCAUUCUCACUCGCGAAGUCACGUGACAGAACACUCAUUUUCAAAACAACAGUAACGAAAAUAGCAAGUGUGCUAAGAAGACAUUAAAACAACCUUAUUAAUAUGAACGGUUGUUGCUUCUAUAGUUAUAGCUCCUUGCUAUAGCUAACGUUAUACUCCUCGUCCAGAUUAAAGAACGGAUGAUGAACUGCCGGCCGGCAUAACUUACUGUAACCGUUUAUCAAGCUUUUUCAGGCACACCUAAAUCAAUAUUUCAGCACGUUAAGCUUUUAAAUCAGACCUAAACAUGGCGAGCCCUCUUCUCGAGUAUGAGACGGAGAUGUUUCUGAGUCUCUUCAGUACAGAUGGACUCCUGAUCACAGCUGAGGGUCUUGGUAUUGACAGACUUCUCUUACACUUUAUGAAGGUGUAUUCAGAGGAGGGCAGUCUGGUUCUUCUCCUAAACACAACUACCCCUGAGCAGGAGUAUUUCACAGAACAGCUACGAGCUGAAGGGGUGAGCCAUCUUCCUCAAACUGUGACCAGUGAUGUACAGAGCAGCGACAGAUAUGAUGUUUACACCAGAGGAGGAGUUUUGUUUGUGACCAGUCGCAUCUUAGUGGUUGACUUCCUUACAGACCGAAUUCCUGCUCACCUUAUAACGGGAAUACUGGUGUUUCGUGCCCAUAAGAUCAUUGAAUCAUGUCAGGAGGCUUUCAUUCUGAGGCUUUAUCGGCAAAAAAACAAGACGGGCUUUAUCAAAGCUUUUACAGAUAAACCGACAUCCUUCACUUCUGGCUUUUGUCAAGUUGAGCGUGUGAUGAGAAAUCUGUUUGUGAAGAAACUCUUUCUGUGGCCAAGAUUCCAGGCAUCAGUCAACACAACACUGGAAAAGCACAAGCCUGAUGUGGUGGAGUUGCAUGUGUCUUUGACUCCAGCGAUGAGAGCCAUCCAGAGCUCGAUUCUUGACAUCAUGAACGCCUGCUUGAAGGAGCUGAAGCGCUAUAAUCCAACUCUGGAGGCAGAAGAUCUCUCUCUGGAGAACUCGCUGGGCACUGCCUUUGAGAAAACGAUCCGCCAUUACCUCGACCCAUUGUGGCAUCAGCUGGGGUCCAGGACCAAAUCUCUAGUUCAGGACCUGAAGAUUUUAAGAACACUUCUUCUGUACCUCACUCAGUAUGACUGCGUCACAUUCCUCAAUCUGCUGGAGUCUUUGAGAACCAGCCAGAAAAGCUUUGGUAGUAAUUCAGGCUGGUUGUUCCUGGACUCAAGCACAUCAAUGUUUGUAAAUGCUCGCAGUCGGGUGUAUCGCUUUCAAGAUUUGAAGAAGAAAAUGAAAGUUGGAGAGAUUGACCAGAAGCACUUUGCCAUAGCCCCUUUAACAAGAGAGCUGGUGCUUGAGAAAAAUCCAAAGUGGGAAGCUUUAACCGAGGUGCUAAAGGAGAUUGAGAAGGAGAACAACAGCUCUCAGCGUGAACCAGGCCGUGUGUUGAUAUGCGCCAGUGAUGACAGAACCUGCGCUCAGUUGAAGGAAUAUAUCCAAAAAGGUGCAGACCACCUUCUGAAUCGCCUUUAUAAGCGCACAAUUGGAAAAGACGAUCCCGAGUCUGAUCUGCUGAAGAAUGAGAAAGGCUGGCCUAGACGGCUCUCCGGUAAGACGAGCAAAGGAAAAAAUGGGCAGCCAAAAAGUGCCAAAGCCAACUCAAAAAGACCCAAAAAGACUGAGAAACAAGAAGUGGGUGAAAAGGACCUGAUUGGAAACAGUGAAGACGAAGGAGGUCUAGCUGAAGUUGAGGAAGAGGAAGAAGAAGAGGUUCUUUUAGAUCUUUCUUCAGAUGACUACUACGGUAUUCUUAAGGAGCCACUCACAGUCAUUCACCCAUUGAAAGGCUGCAGUGACCCCUACAGUCUCACAAGGGUGUUGCAUGAGGUUGACCCCAUGUUUGUGGUUUUAUAUGAUGCUGAACUCAGUUUUGUGCGACAACUGGAAAUUUAUAAAGCCAGCAGACCAGGAAAACCACUCCGUGUGUAUUUCCUUAUAUAUGGAGGCUCGACAGAAGAGCAGCGGUACCUUACAGUCCUAAACAAAGAAAAACAAGCGUUUGAGCAUCUCAUAAGAGAAAAAGCCAGCAUGGUUGUGCCAGAAGAGAGAGAAGGUAGGCAGGAUACCAACCUAGAUCUCGUCCGCAGUCAGGAGCCCGCCACUGCUGCCACUGACACCCGCAAAGCAGGGGGUCGUGAAGAAGUUAAAGAGCCUCAUCGAAUCAUAGUUGACAUGAGGGAGUUUCGCAGUGAGCUUCCGUCUCUUCUGCAUCGAAGAGGUCUAGACAUCGAACCUGUCACCCUAGAGGUCGGUGACUACAUAGUGACUUCGGAGAUCUGCGUAGAGCGCAAAAGUGUCAGCGAUCUCAUUGGUUCGCUGCAGAGCGGCCGUCUUUACACACAGUGCCUCUCGAUGACCCGAUUCUAUCGUCGCCCAGUGCUACUUAUCGAAUUUGACCCAGCAAAACCCUUCUCGCUGGUGGCCCGCAGUGACCUCCGGCAGGAGAUCUCCGCCAAUGACGUCACCUCCAAACUGGCUCUCCUCACUCUUCAUUUCCCACGCUUGAGGCUGCUCUGGUGUCCGUCGCCUCACGUUACAGCAGAGUUGUUUCAGGAGCUGAAACACGGCCGCCCAGAACCCGACGCUGCGGCCGCUCAGGCCAUCACGGUGGAGUCGGAAACCGUGACAGAGUCCGCAGACCUGUACAACCCCGGGCCUUAUGAUUUUUUGCUUCGUAUGCCUGGAGUCAAUGUGAAAAACUUUAGAAGCCUUCUGAAACAUGCUUCCUGUCUGGCUGAUCUUGUGACAUUUAGUCAGGAAAAACUAAGUGAGAUAUUGGACAGUACCAGCAAUGCCAGACAGCUUUAUGAAUUCAUUCACAAUCCCGUGAAUGCAGUGCCUAUUCAGAAAAACAAGUAGAAGUACUUGUGCGGUUAACUCAGGUUUGUUGCAACUUUGUACUUUUUCAGCGAGAGUGCAUGUCUUGUAUUAAUUAUGAAAUUCAUGCAUAAAGUGUAUUGAAUGAAUUGCUGUUGUAUAUUUAAAAACUUUGUAUGCUAGUAUUAAACUUUCUAGUUGCAUGUAGGAGUUAAUCUGUAGUUGUGUAUUGUAGAUAAGCAGACAUUUAAAUGCAAUUGUUUGCAGUCUCUAAGUAGGCUUAAAGCAUUUUUAUACAUUUUUGUAAGAUAUUAAAAUGAUUGUGAUGAAAAAUAAAUUAUUUCUAAACAUC
Molecule: messenger RNA, 3253 nt
Organism: Misgurnus anguillicaudatus (oriental weatherfish)
Lineage: Eukaryota; Metazoa; Chordata; Actinopteri; Cypriniformes; Cobitidae
Gene: ercc4
Product: excision repair cross-complementation group 4
Biological process (GO): nucleotide-excision repair involved in interstrand cross-link repair; resolution of meiotic recombination intermediates; double-strand break repair via homologous recombination
Cellular component (GO): nucleotide-excision repair factor 1 complex
Molecular function (GO): single-stranded DNA endonuclease activity; single-stranded DNA binding; damaged DNA binding
Source: RefSeq, a predicted model, not a curated record